Messenger RNA from Larimichthys crocea (large yellow croaker), 1711 nucleotides. RefSeq names its product protein phosphatase, Mg2+/Mn2+ dependent 1Ka (gene ppm1ka). Gene Ontology annotation, biological process: protein dephosphorylation. The record is from RefSeq and is a predicted model, not a curated record. The transcript has 9 exons. Bases 147 to 1286 code for a protein of 379 amino acids. Gene Ontology annotation, molecular function: protein serine/threonine phosphatase activity; cation binding. Lineage: Eukaryota; Metazoa; Chordata; Actinopteri; Sciaenidae.
CUUAAAGAGCCUCAGGGUGACUUGACGCCUCGAGGCAGCUGCUUGGAGCUCCAGACACCUGUUGCCACGGAAACAGCACCGGCGGGAAAAUUACCAACAAAUCAGAAACCCGCUGCCUGGCCAGGUGUUUCCUGUCAAAGAUAGUCAUGUCAUCUACAGUGCUCCUCAGUCUGCUCCGAUGUGGUCGCUCCACCAUCGCAAGACAAACCUUCCUCACCGCACGCUCCUCGCCGGAAACCUCCACAGCUUCUGGGCAGGUCCGUGGGGCAUUGUUUGGGGUGGUGGGUGUACGACGGGCCAGCGGGUCAGUCCGCUUUGACAGUGACGGCAGCGGUCGGCCAAUCACCUGGGACUCAUUUGGUAUCUGGGACAACAGGAUAGAAGAACCAGUGCUGCUGCCCUCCAGCAUCAGAUAUGGAAAACCCAUUCCACAGGUCAGUCUGUCCCGGGUUGGCAGUGCGUCUAUUUUGGGUCUCAGGAAGCAAAACGAGGACCGUCUCCGUGUCGCCCGUAUCCAUGACAACCUUCUUUACUUUGCCGUGUUUGAUGGCCACGGCGGCCCGCACGCUGCUGACUACUGCUACACCUUCAUGGAGAAGCAUAUCAGAGAUGCUUUGGAGGAGGACGAUGAUCUGGAGAAGGUUUUAAAGAAAGCCUUUUUAGAUGCCGACAAGGCGCUACACACACAUCUCAGCUACUUCAACAAUGCUUCCUUCCUGACAGCUGGCACAACGGCGACGGUUGCUAUGCUACGUGAUGGGGUUGAGCUGGUGGUCGGUAGCGUCGGUGAUAGCCGGGCAAUGGUGUGCAGGAAGGGACAAGCCAACAAGCUCACCAAAGAUCACACACCUGACCGCAAGGACGAGCUACACCGGAUCCAGAGGUUCGGUGGCUUUGUGACGUGGAACAGUGUUGGUCAAGCUAACGUUAAUGGACGGCUCGCCAUGACUCGCAGCAUCGGAGACUUCCACCUAAAAACCAGCGGCGUCAUCGCUGAGCCCGACACACAGCGACUCACCGUCCAGCACGCCAACGACUCCUUCCUGGCUUUGACCACCGACGGCAUAAACUUCCUGCUGAGUGACCAGGAGAUCUGCGAUGUCAUCAAACAGUGCCCAGACCCCACAGAGGCUGCUGAUGUCAUUGCUCAGCAGGCGUUGCAGUACGGCUCGGAGGACAACUCCACCAUCGUCAUCGUCCCUUUCGGAGCCUGGGGAAAACAUCAGAGCUCUACCGCCAUCUACAGCAUGAGCAGGAACUUCGCUUCAAGUGGGAGAUGGGCGUAGACGACAUCAAAACUUCAGUACUCUAAAACGGUCAACAAAAUGAGUUUGAGUUCAAAGAAACAAAUAUAUUCAAACACCAAAUUUACUGUAAACCACCCUGAAAUCAUCUGAUGAAACCUGCGACCCCCUCGAAUCCACAGUAAGAAUUUCCCAGUGUAUAUAGAGUGUAUAUUAAUAUGUUGUACAUACAGAGAGGUUUGCUGCAGUGUUUGUUAAUCUUCGCACUUUGUGUGUGCGUCUACACAUUUCACAUCUCUCUGUGUUUGCUUAUUCUGGAUUUGAACAGAAAUUCUAUCAUGUUACCAAAAGUGCCAAUUACACUACGAUACAUUCGCACCUGUAAGGUAACAUACAACGAUGACGUGAACGGAUUGUUCGCUGGUAUUGAACAUUUUGUUAGACAUUUGACUUGGGGAAGGGCUGAA